AUGUCCACUGCUGCAAGUUUUGUCACAGUCAGAGGACAAGCAAUUUCUUUAGAGACCCAAACAGAGUCCUUAUUAUCCAAGUAUUCUACUUAUGCGCAAACUACAAGUUCAGAACCAGGUUUACAAGAAAAAAAGAUUGAUAACCAAAUUGAAACAAUAUUACAAAGAAGACAAGAAAUAAUUGAUUCUUUAAACAAGAUAGCUAAUGAUAAUAACUUAUCUGCUACAAAAUUGACACAAUUACAAAGACAUAAAGAAGUUUUAAAUGUCCAUUGGAGAAAUUUUCAAAAUAUUAGAUCUUCUAUUCAACAAGAACGUAAUAGAUUAAACCUUUUAUUUAGUGUAAAGAAUGAUAUUGCUCAAGAUAACUCAAUCUCUUCAACAACAAAUGACAUUGGUGAUGCAGACGAAUAUAUUCAAAAUGAAUCCAGAAGAAUUGAUCAAUCUCAUAAUAUCUUGGAUAAAUUAAUUACGCAAGCAUGGGAGACUAGAGAACAAUUUUCUUCUCAAAGUUUAAUGUUGCAUAAUGCUAAUAAUAGAGUACUUGGCACUUUGCAAAGAAUUCCAGGAAUAAACCAAAUAAUCACAAGAAUAGGUACAAGAAGAAGAAAAAACACAAUUAUAUUAGCAUCAAUCACCACAAUAUGUAUAUUGAUAUUAUUUUUCACUUGGUAA
Arxiozyma heterogenica is the source of this 675-nucleotide messenger RNA. It is a transcript of the gene GOS1, whose product is annotated as Gos1p. Gene Ontology annotation, molecular function: SNAP receptor activity. Gene Ontology annotation, cellular component: SNARE complex; Golgi membrane; cis-Golgi network. Gene Ontology annotation, biological process: endoplasmic reticulum to Golgi vesicle-mediated transport; vesicle fusion. The record is from RefSeq and is a predicted model, not a curated record. Lineage: Eukaryota; Fungi; Ascomycota; Saccharomycetes; Saccharomycetales; Saccharomycetaceae. Bases 1 to 675 code for a protein of 224 amino acids. The transcript has a single exon.